ACGAUGUCUAUAUUAUGUCUAUAUUGCAUAGACAUAUUAUAAUAGAAUAGGAUUUAUUCUAUUAUAUGUCUAUGCUAUAUUGUUCUCUACAUCGUAUGCUGGUAUACUACAGACAGAUUUUUUGGUGUGCACCCGUGGAUAUCUGCCAUGCCCGGGUGCGGGAUGGCGGCACUUCUCUCCAGACACUGUGACUUGCCCGAAGAAAAAUGCCGCCCAUGAACCGAUGUUUGAACCAACGCCGGUGUGCGUCACAACUGACGCCUUGGUCCGCUCGGCCACUCCGUUCCUCAAAAUAUGUAUUAUUAUCGAUAUUACUUUUGUAUUAUUUAUUAUUUUUAUCCUUAGAUAAGGAAAACAUAUUAAUUUAUUAAAAAAAAAAAGAAAUACUUGAUUUAGGUAGGUAUAUAAAAGUUGAACGAAAUAAUAUUAUAAUGUUUAUUAUAUGAUAUAGCACAUUUGAAGCACGAACUCAAAAUGAAAUAAGAAUAUAUUUUAUGCUUUUCAAAACAUACUACCGAAUCGUGCAGAAAUGAGAAUAAUUGUAUAAUAAUAUUUAUUCCGUGGAAAUUGAAAACAAAACGUUUUAUUUAAAUAUGUGCCAAACCGUUGUUUUUAGACUGAUAUACAAUAUAUUGUAUCGAAUACAAGUAUAUAAAGCGAUAUAUUUCCAUUUUCCGUUCAGUAUACUGCGGUAGAUGAGUUCAAAUAGUUCAAUAUCCUGUUAUAAAUAUAUACGAUUUCCGCUGUUCAAAAUAUGUCAAAGUCUAAAGUUUUUCCAAUUAGUCUUUUACUCGUAAUUUUCGUAAUCGUUGUUCAGACUUGCGUUGUACCUGUUAAUGUUAAGUGCGGAGGUGGUGGUGGUUGCUGCUGUUGUGGAGGCUGUGGAGGCUGCGGCGGCUGUGGUGGUGGUGGAUAUGGAGGCUAUGGCGGUGGUGGCUAUGGAGGCUACGGCGGUGGUGGCUAUGGCGGAGGUGGCUGUGGAUGUGGUUGUGGUGGAUGUGGUGGUUGCGGAGGGCACACAUUAUGUGGUAGCAUUAGGGGAUGCAUUUGUUAAGUAUAAUAAAUGAAUAUAGGUACCGUGAAACUUGUAUAUCAACUACAACAUUUCAUUAAAAAUUGAUUAUUUUAUAAGACUUUCCAAUUUUUCUGUAUUAAUAAUAUUAUUUUAUCCCCAAAUUUCACGUUGCUUAUAUAUCUAAAUAUUGACGUAGUUCUGUUUCUGUAGUUUUGUUAUUUAUUAUUAUUAUAAUACCUAUACCUAUUAAAGCUAUUUGUAAUCAUUCUACAUAAUAUGUUGUGAACAUUUUUAUUUUUAUUUUUUGUAUUAUAUAUUUACAUUAAUACAUUAUACACUUACACCUAAAUGAUGAAUCAGUAAUAAUAAGAACUAAGAAGUA
This is a messenger RNA of Metopolophium dirhodum (rose-grain aphid), 1397 nucleotides long. RefSeq names its product chorion class high-cysteine HCB protein 13-like. Bases 755 to 1054 code for a protein of 99 amino acids. The transcript has 3 exons. Lineage: Eukaryota; Metazoa; Arthropoda; Insecta; Hemiptera; Aphididae. The record is from RefSeq and is a predicted model, not a curated record.